GCAUGCAGGCAGCUGGACUGUCUGCAGGAGACAUAAGAGUGGAUAUUGCCAUUUGAAACAAAGGAACCGCAACAACAUGUGGAGGAGGCACAAAGAGAAUCGGGCAGACAAAGGAACAAGUUGCUGAUCCCCGGACAAUCGUCGACGAUACACAACAAGAGUAGUAGUGGUGUUGCAAACAGAAGAUGAGCUUGUCCCUACCAACGAAGGUGGAACAAUGGGAACAAUGGAAAUUGGAGAGUCUAUUCACAAGCGAGACCGUGGAGGAGAUGGGGGUGGUGAGGAGGAACGCAGUCGUCUGCGGCCAAGCACAAAAAGAGAUGAAAGAGGGGUGGAUUGGGCAAGAUUUCAAAAUAAAGGACGUGGGUGUCAGAGAGACUGUGAUGUUCUUUGCACUGGAGCUGCAGGAGAGGAAGCUGUAGCAGUAAAAACUACACUAGGGGGAAUUACAAUUAUGGAAACUGUUAUACUGAAAACUGCAGCAGUGGAAACCGCAGCAGUAGAAACUGCAGCAGCGGAAACUGCAGCAGCGGAAACUGGAGCAGUGGAAACUGCAGCAAUGGAAACCGCAACAGUAGAAACCGCAGCAGCGGAAACUGGAGCAGUGGAAACUGGAGCAAUGGAAACUGCAGCAGUGGACACUACAGCAGUGGAAACUGCAACAGUGGACACUGCAGCAGUGGAAACUGCUGGAGUGGAGACUGCAGGAGUGGAGACUGCAGGAGUGGAGAUUGGAGCAGUGGAAACUGCGGUAGCAGCCGAUGAGCAAGUAGGGGCAGAAGCAGGACGAGAGCAUCGUGGGGGCGAAGAAGAAAUUUGAUGAUACAAUUACCAUCGCAGCAUGUCGGAACCACUGAGAGAGACGCGUCACAUGCGUAGGACAGCGACGUUGGCGGGAGCGCAUGUAACAGGUCCACCCCUUAGCAAGGGUUGGUGGGGAAUGCCCACGUGAAAGCAUGCGGCGAGUAAGUGUUGUUGCCGCAGUUCGAAAGUUCUGCCAAGUGUUACAAAUUUGUUCAAAUCUGGUCAAUUACCCAGUGAACACACCAGCCGGUUGAUGGGAAGGGAUGUUGGAGGUCGCACUUGGAUAACGAAUGACAAGGAAGUCCCAAGCAACCACUUUAUCAAAGACGCUCAUGCGAAGCGAGCCAUCGGAACAGACCCGUAGAUGCAUACCUAAAAAGGUACAAGAGCCAUAUGUUGUUGUAGUCUCCUUCCGCUCAAGCCCAUAGUGCACUGGUGGAGGAGGUAAUUGUCCCUAUGAAAGAACAUCAUCAAUGAGGCGAUAGGUGAAGGCAUAUUGCUGAACGGCUUGAAGAUCAUGAUGACGAAUGUCAUUAACAAAGCGUGCUUCAUCCC
This is a messenger RNA of Chara braunii, 1359 nucleotides long. NCBI's taxonomy places the organism in Eukaryota, Viridiplantae, Streptophyta, Charophyceae, Charales, Characeae. The record is from the annotation of a GenBank genome assembly.